ACACCCAGCUCGCCUUAUUUUAUACCCUUUUGUUAAACCGUUACACCACAGUUUUCUCAGUUUUCUUACUGCGCUUAUUUUGCUUUCUCCGCACACACGCAGCUCAGUAAUUGGACUUGUUCGUGUGCACUUUUGCCACUGAUUUUUUCAGUGCCUUGAGAAAAAAAAAAAAAAAGGUCUUUUUUUACCAUUUUAGGCUCAUGGCAGAACUAGUGGAAUUCGACGGCAAACCGCUCAAGCCCAAGGCAGCCCGACUGCUUGGACUGCUGGACCCUGAAGAUGGCACUGGUUCUGGAUCCUGGACAUGGUCCAACAGCGAGGACACAGUGGCAACGCCAUUACCAGACAAACGGGAAGACAGCAUGCCAGCAGCCUCGUUUGAGGGCACGCUGACACCGGCCUCCCCAGUAUCCUUCACCGCCGACACCAUCGACCUGGACCACCAGCGAGAAUCCACUGGGACCACGCUGGGCUCAUCGGGCUGGAAACCAGAUUGGCCUGAGCCCGACGACGAAUACGUGGAUGCAAUGCUCAGACAGCGGCCACACCAGCCUAACGAGGGAUUUGCAAUGCGGCAUGGCCAAAGAGGCCGAUCCACGUUAGCUGACUCGGUCAUGGAAGACGACCCAUUGGCGGUCUGGGAGCAAAUGGCAGCACUGCCUCGGUCGUCGGCAGUGCCCAGGGGCGCGACCAACGUAUGGGCAAGGCGGCAUGGAUUCAUGCUGCCAUGGGACAUGCUGUUUGUGGUGCAGUGGGUAGCGUCGCUGGCACUGACAUUCGGGUUCUUCAGGCUGGUUUACCCGCUGAUCCGGGCCAGCGACACCGCGGGACCGCUUCGGCUGGCGGCGUGGGGGAUAAGCCUGCUAACGAUUAUCGCAAUUCCGACAGCAUUGGUGCUGAGCGUCAUUGCGUCGCUGGUAGACACUGAGGCGGCCGAGGUGCGGGCCAGCGGGAUGCCGCGCGACAUGUACUAUGUGCAGACAUGGGGGGUGCCGGCGAUCGACCCGAUGUCCAGCGUGUGCCGCGUGUGCCAGGUAUCGGCGUCUGUGACGACGCGGCACUGCAAGCGCUGCAACAAGUGCGUGGCUGGCACGACCACCACUGCCAGUGGCUGAACACCUGUGUGGGAGCAGCGAAUUACCGGUGGUUCUUCGCCACACUGGUAUCAGCCGUUGUGGCCC
Molecule: messenger RNA, 1181 nt
Organism: Linderina pennispora
Lineage: Eukaryota; Fungi; Kickxellomycota; Kickxellomycetes; Kickxellales; Kickxellaceae
Exons: 1
Coding region: 201-1115 (304 amino acids)
Source: RefSeq, a predicted model, not a curated record